Chelonia mydas (Green sea turtle) is the source of this 14323-nucleotide messenger RNA. RefSeq lists its product as uncharacterized. The record is from RefSeq and is a predicted model, not a curated record. Bases 200 to 4726 code for a protein of 1508 amino acids. Lineage: Eukaryota; Metazoa; Chordata; Testudines; Cheloniidae. The transcript has 2 exons.
AAUCUAGCCAACUGAUGCUCGGGGCUUAAAAAAAAAAAAAGACCCAGGCUUCCCGUUCAAUAGAGACUCGUGGGGUGGGAAAUCGGAAUAUUGCGGUGCCAAUGGACAGGUUUUUGGAGACCAGCGUUCCAGUGAGGAUACAGCGGAGACAAUAGCAAUAGACCCUAACAAUCAGCCGAAGUCUCCCCUGGAAAAGUUUAUGGUCCGACUGUGUACACAUCACCAGAAGCAAUUCAUUCGUGUGCUAAACGACAUAUACACGGAAGUACAGCCAGACUGCGAGGGCCGGCCGUUACCUGAAUCCGAAAACAUGGAUGCAGCUACAUGCAGCUCUGGUUGUAGCCAGCAAAGCACUGAAAAUUGGAAGAAGUCUGCUCCCUGUUCUGAACUGAAGCCUCUUACUUCCUCAGACUCGGACAGAGACCCAGUGGGUCUUCAUAGCCCUCUGCGUGCCGCAGGGCAACCCUUGGAGCAGCACACAGAGGUGAAAUCCAUGGACAGAACGGAGAAUUUCAGUACUGCUUUCAAAAGAGACUUCUCUGAACUCUCCGCACCUAGAACUAGUUCUGUUAGUCCGAAGGAUAGUUCCACCCAAGGAUACCUCACCACUUCGAACUCUUCCUCACUGCACUUCCACCCUGGCACCAGGAGCCCGGAAGGACAAACCACUGGACAGGAGCAAGAGGCUGGUGUCAGAAAGUGUGAGGAUGACAAAGACCAGAUCCAAGGCAAGAGCUUAGCAGACAGCUACAUUGCUGUAAAAGUGGCCCAUGUGAACGGCAGUGAGGACAGCUCAGAGAGCUGCCUGGGAUCUCAGAAGAACUCUUUCAAAGCUUUACCAGAAGAGGGUUGGGAUUCAGGGUUUCCAGUGAACUCUCCUAGAAGAGCUGACAAAGAGAACGCUUUACAGUGCAGCUCCAAAGCAUCUUUGCACCAGGAUUUAGAAACAAACGAAGAAGAUGCAAGACCAAAGCAAGAAAACCAUCUCCAUACCCUGGGAAAGACUAAGGGGGGCUUCCACACACACCCUGGCGAGAAGAAUCCAUGUGAGCGUUCCAAAGACGGGUGGAUGGCCCCUGCACCAGUGCCAGUGAUUCACAAAGCCUCCAGUGGGCGCUCAAGAGCUAAAACAGGGUCCUCGUCCGUCAAAACAGCUCGGAAGAACAAAAGGGCGUCGGGACUGAGAAUAAAUGACUAUGACAACCAAUGUGACGUUGUCUAUAUCAGCCAGCCAAUAACUGAAUGCCACCUGGAGAGCCAGCGGUCAGUGUCGUCCCGGAGGACAGCUCGGAAGAGCACCCGCGGGUAUUAUUUCAAUGGUGAGUGCUGCGAGCUGCCAACUGUCCGCACGCUGGUGAGAAGCUCCCGAGUGGAAGAGAGAGGAAAUGGUCCAGCCCUGAGGACGGAAGCAUUAGUGAGCUCUAAGCAGAGCCCGGCGCUCUCUGGAGGUGAGCCUUCGGAGGCAGCCCAAGAGGCUGACAAAAGAGCUUCCCUCAAGCUCCUGUCCAAAGGGGCUCCCCCCAGCAGAGAAGCUAACGAGAGAGCAGAGAAGGAGCCCAGCGAGGGCGGCUCACUGAAGUCAAGAGAAGCUGCUUACACUCAGCCACUGCUGGUUCUGUCUGCUCCCUCCUGCCCUGACACUGCUCUAGCCGUCGGCCCCUCUGCUGCUGAAGGAAGUGGGGAGAGGAUGUGCCAGCCGCUGGAAGACGUGGAGGCUAAUGUUCUCCAGCAAGCUAACAGCGGUGCUGACCUCUCUGGGGGCUGUGGGCCCACAGAAGACAGCAGCAGGGAGGCUGCAGAUUUGACAUCUCUUUCUCCGCCAGAAGCUGCUAGUAGGGAGGAAGCUUCUCCAUGCUCAGAAAUACAAGCUAUUCCGGCGCCUCCUGCCAGCCUGGACCCCACUCCUCCUUUGCAGCUUCCUACCACCGUGGACCUAGUGCUUCCUACCGGUGCAGACUUGGUGCACCAUGCAGAGCCUCCUUCCAGCAUGGACCCUGAGCCUCCUGCUGGACUAGACCUGGAGCUGGCUGGGGCACUUCCUGGAGAGCCCCCAACUAGUACAGACCUGGAGCUUCCUGCCACGCCCCCUGCCAGCAUGGACCUGGAUCCUCCCAUGCAGCCCCCUGCUAGUUUGGAGGCCGAGCCCCCUGCUAGUUUGGAGGCCGAGCCCCCUGCUAGUUUGGAGGCCGACCCCCCUGCUAGCUUGCAGCCUGCUGAUGUGACCAAAAGCAUUCCUGCUGACCCAGAAGCUGACGUCAGGGAGAUGCAGGAAGGCCCACCUGAGCCAGGGGAGACCAUGCCGACUAUUGCAGAGCUCAGUGGAAUCUUGGCAGGCGAGACUGCGCCAGAUAGCAGCAGGCUGUGUGAGAGAGAGAAUGGCAAUGGCGAAAUGCCACCAGGACCUGACACUUCAGAAACGGAUGGCAAGGGGACCGUCUUGUCCAAAGAAAACCCAGAGAAGAAGCAAAAGAAAGGCAGGAGAGUGCAUGUAGCAUCAGACCGGCGUCUCCGCAGCCAGCAAUUCCAGCCACCCACAGAAGGCAGAGCUGAAAAGUCCGGUUCUUCCACCUCUCUGCAGCUUCCUUGUCUUCAGAUUAAGCUUUCUAAAAGUCCCGGUGCAAAGCGUUUUAGGAGGGAGGUGCACCUUGAUGGAGCAGCAUCCGUGUGCUUCCCAAAGGAUUGCUUCCACAAAACACUGCUGAAGAACAUCCAGGGCCCAGGCACUGGGAGUGUCCUGGAGAGAGAGCCCAUGCAGCAGGGAGGAGACGAAAAUGGCAUUACUACUAGGCAAACUUACAAAAUCAUGUUGGCAAAAGAUGGUGCAGCAGAGAGAGAAGGGUCAUCGAAAGAUGCCCCCCCUGCUAACGCCAGCCAUAGUAAGUCAGGGGAGAUGCUUGAGAUCUGUGUAGAGGCUAAUUCUGAUAAGAGAAGUGUUCUCCUUCCUAGGGAAAGUGGAACAGGUGUACAGGAUGGAGAGCAAUCGGAUGAGAAACCAGGUGAUGUGGAGAACCCAGACAAUGCUGUAGAUGCUGGAAAGGUACAGUAUAAAGAUCCGACUGAUUCGCCUACAGGUCCCAGCAGUAAAAGUGGAAGCAAACACAUCCCAUCAAAGACUUGGAAGCAUAAAAAGUUGGCCCACCCAGUUUACAACUUGAGACACACCCCUACCCCUGUGGACACUGCAAAAAAGAAUAUUCCAGGAAUGGAAGUUUUGCAAGCAAAUCAAAACCAGAAGGAAGAACGCAGUUCAGGGAACAAAGACCCCAUAGGUGUGAAGGAGGUGGACACAGUGGCUGAGGACAAACCAAAGUUUGUGGAGUGGUGUGCUGAGGAAGAGAAUCAGGAACUUAUUGCUGACUUUAAUGCCCAGUAUGUGAAAGUUCAGAAAGGAUGGAUUCAGCUGGAAAAAGAAGCACAGCCAGCCCCCAAAGCAAAGAACAAAGCUGACAAGCUGAAAGAGAUUUGGAAAAGCAAGAAAAGAACCCGGAAAUGUAGAGCGGCUCUUGAAGUUCAAAAGCUUUCCCCUGUCCAGAUGCUGUUUAUGAAAGCCUUCAAGUUGUCCAACAUUUGCCGGUGGUUCUUGGAGACAACUGAAACCAGGUCACUAGUCAUUGUGAAGAAACUCAAUACCCGUCUCCCAGGAGACGUUCCCCCCAUCAAGAUCCCCCUGCAGAAGUAUUGCUCUUCCAGCCUGUAUCCCAGCUCGCUGCAAGCUGAACGCUUAAAAAAACACCUCAAGAAAUUUGCUGCAACUACCCCCGCUAAAAAUAACUUGAAGAAUCAAAAGUUAUGGGCCAGGCUUCGGGAGAACGCUGACAGUACGGAGCCCGGGGAAGCUGCCAGUCCCAACCAGAUGCCUGCUUGUGAGGCUAGCUCAGAAGAAGCUGGUGAAGACAGAAACAUGCAGCCCCCUCCAAGUCUGCCAACGCAGGCCAGCACUAGGAUCCUGCGGAAAUACUCCAAUCUGAGGGGCAAACUGCGAGCCCAGCACCGCCUGGCAAAGAAUGAGAGAAAGGGAGACAGUGCAGCUGAUCAUCCUUCAGUGGAAAGUAAGCAAAGCCGGAAGAGUGUCUGCAUCAACCCACUGAUGUCUCCAAAGCUGGCCUUGCAAGUCAAAGCAGAUGUGUUUCCUGCUAAGUCCAUGCGAGCGGAAGCAGCAGUGAAGGGAAGAAAAGGGAAAAGCAGGUCCCAGGAGGACUCCUUGCCCAAAGCUGACCCUCAGCCAGGCAGAAAGAAGAGAACGCUGCGGGAGAAGAGCACUGUACCAGAGCUGUCUCGCCCCUCCAGUAAAGACCGCCUUCCAGCCACAAAGGGCAGCAAAGUAAAACAUUCCGAGGUUCCCCCGAAAGCUCCUGCUAUCAGAAAGCAGGCUGCCAUGGAAAGAAGCAAUAAGCUCGAGAAAAAGGUAUCUUCGAAAGAGAAGAGAGUCCCAAAAAGGCAGCUUGGCAAAGGCAGGCUCCCCAUCCCGAAAGUCAAAGAGAACCCCGUCAAAAGAGCUGCAGCCCCGCCCAGCCAGGAAGGGCUCACAAAAUCUGCAAAGCUGAAACCGAGGGGGGAGCCCUCUACCAGGGCACAGAAAGCAGCCGAUCAGAAGCCCAGCGGUGGGAAAACUCUGACAAGGUCUAUGAAGAAAAUUCAAGAGAGCAGCACGUCCCAGGGCAAGAGAAAGUUAAGGGCAAAAGUUGACUGUGCACACAGCAAGCGAACACGACUGGAUGCAGAAUAACCAAGAGAAUGGCAGCCAUGUAAACCUGUUGUACAGUAGUAACCCUUGAUCAUGCAUUAACUAAAGCUGCUUUUAUAAGCUGUAGCAAGCCUUUAAAAAUCCACAGCUAAAGGAUUACACCCGUGAUUUUAGGCGUCAGAAGGUGUGUCUCAGACAGAGAGGAGAGCUGUCUGUCUCCACUGUUGAGGAGGGAAGUUCCUGCAAUUCGAAUGUUCCUUGGGUUUUAAGCUUGGAACCAGGCAGUUUUAGUUAAAAGUACAGUGCCUUAUUUAUCAUUUUUAAACAAAUAAAUAAAAAAGCUAGUCUGUGUGAUUUGAAGGCUUGCAUUUUAUACUUGAUGCACAAGCACUUGUACUGUAGCAGAAAGGAAACCACCUUCAUGCACAUAAAGUAGCUUUCAGCAGCCUUUUGAGGGGCGUGCACACAAACCCUUCCCUUUGCAUUAAACAUCCUGACUGUUUGUUUGUGAGUGACAUUGGAAGCAAAACCAAAAGCAUUUUUCUUCUAGCCAGAGAGGGAAGGGGUAAUUGGUCAUUACUUCGUUCUUAGCAGCAGGUGGUGGGCUAGACAGUUGGUAACUAUUUCAAGAUAUGAAUUGUUGGCCACUUGUGUAUAAUUUAUGGUCUUUAGGGUUAGACAGCUAUUUCUACUCUGCUGCUUCUUAAGCCUUGAGGUAGUGUGGUCUGAUCAAAACCGAUGUGGCAAAGGGGUUACUGCUUGGAAUAUUGGCGCGAGCUCUGUAGCAUCUCCCGCUGUUUGCAGGCACAGCGGGCUGAACUCAUCCUUGGGGAUCUCCAGUACAUCAGGGAUGAAUCAGUCCCACUGUAUCUGACUGUUGGGCAAAACACCCUCUCCGAUCAGCAUUUUGUUUCAUAGCACCUCUCCAUGUGGAUUUCUACUUUCUCUGACAGUAGCUUUUCACUCAUAAUCGGGUAUUUUCCUUCCUGUGAAAAGCCAGGGCAGAUUUCCACUCGUUAUUUAGUCAGUCUGUGUGAAAGGGAAAUCUUUAGCCUCCCCACAUUGUCUCCCCCACUCCCACAGAACACCUGUAUUUUAAGGAAAAAAAUUUUAAUGUUGUCUUUGAAUAAUGCUGAGAUUUAAAGUAUCCGAUUCUUUUUUUUUAUUAACUUCAAUCUCAUUUUAAAAUAAAGUGAAGCUGUUUUGGUUCCUGCCAGUGUUGUGGUGUGCUGUAGAGUCUAGGAUCGGAUAGUUCUCCUCACUGUCAGAACAGCCCGGGCAGUGUGUACACCCCGCCUUGCUCUGGCUUGCAAACAUAUCCUUGAGGGUCGAAUCAACACAAACCAUGCACUGCUUAAAGGUCAAGCAAUAGUUUCCAGUGGAGAAACACUAAGAGUAACAGCUGAUACACAGUAAAACCUAUUAGAAAUGCAAAUAAUCAUAUUCCCACAGCACACAUUGGCGGUGGAGCUAAUUGGGGUGAGGGUGGGGAGUUUUAUAUUGAAAAUUCCCCCCCCCCCCCCUUGUGUAAGCAGCUGUAAGAUGAUGGCGUCAGCUCCCACUCAGUGCCUAAGUUUAAAAGCUCAAGGCCAGCCAUUUUAUUUCAAAAGCUCCACUUCAAGCCCGUACAAAAGAAGGGCUGUUUGCACAAGUUUCUAAGCAAACUUCCUUCCAUUCACUAGGUUCAACACCUGAAAUCUGAUUGUGAAGGCUCUGAAAUCUCCUGACCUUUGGAGAAUAGCUUCCAGCCGCCAUUGUCCUAGCAAGAUCUGAAUACACGUGCAUAUCUUUGUUACACUAGGCCCUCCCCUCAGAGAGGUUUACUGCCUGCGGAGAAAAGCAUGCCUUUUGGGGUGUGCAGCCGGCCGCGUUGCGGAGGAAUUGAUUUUCACGGUUAGCGUUGAACCUCAGAUACCAAAGCUCAUUACUGGAGGCAGAAAGUGGAUAAUUAAUUGUCUUUAAUCUCUUGCUGGAUCCAUUUAGCACAGGGGAUGAAACUAAGCUGGGGACUCCACAGCAUCUUUUUCCAGUGCAGUAGUUCGCUCCCCAUGCUCUGGAGAGUGCCGUGUGCUGAGACGGGCGGGCACCCGCACCAGGGGUGCUGCAGCCACAGCCCAGGGUCAGGUGGGCUUGGAAAUCACUGACCUUUAAGGAGCUGUUAUUUUUUAAAUCAUGCUGAAUAAAGUAAAUGCUGGACAGUUAUUUUGUGGCUGCCAGCCCUGUACAGGUUAAUAUGAAGUUAUCGAUUACUUUAAUUUUACUGUGCAUAUUAAAUAUGUCAGGCAUUGCAACAGAACAGAUCUAAAGGCAUUUAAGGAGAGGGGGACUGUGCCUGCCGGUGAAGGAUUGGUCCUCAGCUGUUACAGGGGAACGCUGGCUCUCUCUCUCUUUUUUUUUUUUUUUAUUCUGAUCUAGAAUCUUCUUGUUUUCUGUAGUCUGGACUGCUUUCAUAAAGAAACACUGUGUGUGCGUGUGUGUGCGUGUGCAUGUGUGCACAUGUGUGUGUGCGUGUGCACACGCCCAUGUGCAAGGACCUCUGUUGUCUGUGUGCUAUCCAACUUCAUGCCAAUAAACCCUUUACCCUCCCUAUCAUUUUUCUCAUGAAUGCCAGAGUGUAAAGAAAAGUUGGUAGGUUCCGUGGGGUUCGAAUUUCAGAGCUUUCUGCUAGUCACGUGUAGCCGUCACAACCCGGCAGGAACCGUAGGCUCGUUUAAUGUCCAGCUUCAGGCUGGGGAGUGACAGAAAUAGGAGAACAAGAGUGAGCUGAAAUAGCGCUUCUGGGCCUUGGAGUGCUGCAGCUCGCCUGUUAGGUCUCCAAGGCUAGCUACACGUGCGUGCACCGUGGCCGUGAUGGGCGGGCUCGAGGGCAUGGUUCUAGGCCUGGCGGUUCCUGCGGUAGCUUGUCACUGGUUCAGGUCGGCUCGCUGUCUGCCCUGCCUUUGGCCUCCUGUCCCUUUCUAUGGGAGAAGGAAGCAUUUGCCCAGCAGACUCUUGAGGGCACUGCUUGACGUUGCCCAGGGGCCUGGCUACAUUACUCGUGGCAUAUCUGGAUUAGAGUCUGACUGGGGUGAGAGACUGGCCAGUGUGCCCGUCCUGCGAAUGGGGCAGCCAUGCCCACCUGCCAGUGGUGUCCAGCUAGGACACAGUCACUGGAAACAGGGGAGACUCUCGUCCCAGGCGGCUACAUAAAGAAAAGAAAAUCUUCCUGUCUCCCCUGCAGGCCCCUGCCUGUGUCCUUGCACCUCCCCUUCUCGUGUGUGUGUGUGUGUUCGUGUGUGUGUUCAGUGCUGAGAGGUUUAAAAGAAGGCAGCCCAGAACUCGGAGCACGAAGCCCUGCCGGGGUACCCAGGGCUCAGCAGUGGAAACACCGCGGGGGCAGCUGAAGGCAGCACUGCUGAGCCGUGCCUCACCGGGCGGGGCACGUUGCUGCCCCGGGCAGAGGGGUCAGAUACACACAGCUCAGCACAGGCUAGAGUACGGGUGUUUGUCACAUGGGUCCAAGCAGCUCCUAGACCUAGAGCCUGUGUCCGAAGGUGUUACGGGAAAUGUUGGUGUCCCUCAGCAGAUAUGAAGUGCUCAAAGCAGGGGUCCGAUCCAACGCCCAGAGAAGGCAGUGGAAAGACGCCCUUUGCAUUUGAUGGGAGCUGGAUUAUCGGCCGUGUGUUAAUCGGGAGUCGUACAUGUUGUGUUUAAUGCGGGAGCGUCUAGCUCCAGCCUGUAGGGACAGUGUAGGGGAAGGGAGGGGAGGGCUAGUGGACUGUGGGUGGGUGGGUGGGUGUGUACGCACGUUUGUGUCUGUAGAAAUCAGGAGAGAGGGGGCAAAAGGAAUUUCAGGUCUUUCAGCUGCAAAGCAAACCCUAUUUAUUUAUUUAUUUAUUUGAGAGUGAGACUGGGACGCGGUGGGUCAAAGCCCUGCGUAUAGUCGGUGAAACACGGAGCCAGGCAGGCUGCUGUGCCUCGAAGGUUGCCCUGAGCGGCUGGCGGGGCCCAGGACUGUUCCACGCCUUCGGAAGGGCCAGGCUGCACCGUUCCAGCAUUGAUGUAACCUUCCUGGGGCCUCUCCUAUGGCAGCUCCCGUCCCCAUGCCAGUCAGGGCCCGCAGCUGGCUUUCUCGCUGCGUUAACCCGACAGAUGCUGCCCUCAUUGGAGGGGCGUGGGGCAGACGUUACCGUUUGCCGCAGCCGCCCCACGCUGGUUCAUUUGGAAGCUUUCAGUUGUUUGGGUACCCUCAGUGCUAACUGUGUGAGUCUGAGAAUGUAAACCCUCCGGCUCAGAGCGAGCUGCUGUCCCCCCCACAACAGCUCGCAGCUAUUUACCAGCAAGCGUUCGCCCCCAGCGCCUGCUCGCUCUCCUCUGAACCUCACGCUCACUCCCAGCACAUCCGCAUCACAAGCAAGCAGCCCCGACAUGAACGCAGCCAGAGGUCUCCGCUACCAUUCCCAGACACAGCUCCCGCUCUGGCUCUGCAGCCUGGCCAUGUGGGCCUGCGUGCCUGGAGCAGCCUGUCCGCAGAGCGACUAGGCCUCAGCUCUUCCUCAGGGCCCAGGCAGCCUGGCUGGCUGCAGGCCUGGGAACCCUGGUCCAGCCAGGAGGCCCCUUCGCCCUCUCCUCUCUCACCCAGCUCAAAGGUCCGGAGUUGGACUUCAGCAGCUCGCCGAUGGAGCAGUUGUGCUGACUCAGCGCACCACCUAAGCUGUCCCUCUCGGCCCUGGCCGGAGACGCUGUAGGGGCUAGCCCCACGGACUGAGCCGGGCAUUGAAACUCGUAGAUGUGUGUGGAGCGGGGCCUGGAGCAGCCCCAGCCUCCCGCAUGCACGUUCUUGUGGAGGGGAAGGCCAGCGAAACCCUGGGCGUUCUCUGCGAGCACACCCUGGGGCUGAUGGUAGGGAGGGGUUACGGGGGGACCUGGCCUGUGAGGAAGUGGCCAUGACAGGACUACAGGCCACCCAACGCUGUGGACCCUUCAGUCAUAGCCAAACAGUUAGCCUUUGGGCGGAGACAGCAGCAUCCCCUUGCUGGUCCCUGAGCUGCAGACAGUCCUCUUAACCGGCACAGUCGCUGUCCACAUGGGCUGUGUGGGCUUUUAGGGCAUGGAAAUCCCACAGGGCGUUCUCAGUCCCCAUUGCCAUGGACUCCUGCUACGGCUCAGUGCUCGGGGGGAGACACACAAACGUGCACGCUCCCCUGUCCGCCUCCCCUGGGUCGCUGGGCGCAAGCUGACGUGUACACCGGGAGUCACCACAGCUUCCAGAGUGCAGAGUCGAGCUCGUCGUCCGGCGGGCACUGGGCUCUGGCUUUCUUUGGCAAUUCUGGGGCAGGGACGAAUUAGAAACCACAGGGUCUGUUUUUUCCUGUGGGGCAGAGCUGUGUGGGCAGCCAGGCCUCAGGUGUUAGCCUCUUUUUCCCCCCGGCCAUCUUUGCAUCACACUGUUCCUCAUCUCCCCUCGGCGCAGGCCUGUAAUGUACUGUUGUGGGCUGGAGAUCGGACAUGCACCCAGAUGAUACUGUACAGAACCUGUCUGCCUGCUGUUAAUUAGGUGCACGUGCUCCUCCUAUCUACUCUGCGCAGCCUGACGGUGCACGUGGGUGGGCUGGCAGUGAGCUUUCUGCAGCCACCGGCUCCAAAUUCCUGCAGCAUUCCCAGAGUGAAGACACGAGGAGGCUGGAGCCGAUGUUGGUUAAUGGAUGAUGAUAAGCCGUGUGUUUUACUGCCUUCAUUCCAUGCCUGGCCUGGCCUGGCCUGGCCUGCGACUCUGCGCUCUCCUCUCCCAUCUGCAGUAAGGCCACUCUCGGCUCUCCAGCCUUGGGACUCCUCAUCUUAACGGCCUGCUCGUCCAUCUUCCCCAAACCCACCGUCUGGCCUCUGCAGAAAGCUGCAGCUGCCACAAGGACACAUCACCCCGAUCUUCAAACACCACCCUGACUCUCCUCAGGUUGGGAUCCAUCACAAAAUCACCAUCCUGGGGUUCACUAAAAAACACCCUCUUCGGCUGGCCCCAGACCUUCUCCUGGACCUUUCCUGUUAGUCUAGCACUGGCCUCCCUCGCUUUCCAACUCCCUUCAGAUGAACUCAAUACUUCUCUGCAACCCCAUCCAUCUGGAACAGCCUCCCGGGACAUUUCCACCACAUCAACUGGCCAGUUUUGGUCACAUCUCCUCUUUAAAUACAUCGUCUCUGGCUAGCCCUCCUAUUGUUCUCCCUUUCCAACUGGGUUCAAUUUAUUCACCAUGCAGUGUCUUCAGCCCCACUGCAUCUGUAAUGUAGCAUUUUACAGGGAACGGCUUGGUUUGCAGUGGGGGUGACAUGCACUUUGCUGAAUUCAAGUGAGAUUUGUCCUGUAUGUUUACAUCAGACCCCAAAGCACCGCUAGGGCUCUGAACGGCUUCCAACAGCUGCUCCUAGCUGGGAGAUGGUCCCUGGUAGGGAGCGUCUCUCCCGGCAGGGGUGGGGUAUCUGUGUGUACACCUCUCCCCCCCACACACUUGUACCCACCACUCUAAGGUUUACUGUGUAAAGAAUGGUAUUGCUCUGUUCAGACACCUCCCCCCAAGCCACUUCGGUAGCACCGAUUCACCAGGAAUUUUUGGAAAGAUCUGCCAGUCAUGUGGUAACAGGUAGGACCAAACUUUCCCAACUGUCGUGUUUUGUCCUGGAAACCCCCUGAGGCAAAAUCUUUUCCUGCUGUUCCCUGGCUGUCCCAUGUUUGAUGGGUUGGAAAUUGUCUUCGGCCCCAAGUAUCUUUGCACCUUUGGCAGGUGAACAAGGCCCAGGACCUGCCCAAAUUUCAGCUCUUUGUCCCGGUAGAUUGAACGAUUGGAAUUACUGUCAGUUUUGAGAGCUCUGUCGCCACCCCUGGGUGCAGCUGUGAGGAAUUAAAACAAUCGGAAAAGGACGGGACCUCAUUUGUGCUGAGCUGUUUUUAUCGCUGGUAGUGGAAGGUCCGUUUCCUGUCCCCAGUGACGCAUCGCACGCUCACCUAAAGGAGCCAGUCACACAUGGGGCCAGGCCAUGAAAACCAAGGCAGAGAAUGGGUCACUGCCCCACUGAGUUACAUUCUCCUCGUCAUUGGCUCCUCCCAGUCUGAACGUCCCAGCCCGAUUUACUGAUUGUGCAGUAUGUCCAAAACGGGCUGGACCCAGCUGCCUUUGAUGCCAGCUCAUCCGCACACCCGAACGCAGGCGUCCGCACGCAGCACACCCCAACGCAGGAAGGGCCUCCUGGAGGCUGACCAUAGAAAGUCCUGGCUUUGUGCCGCUCGGAGCUCUGCAAACCAGGGGCGCUUAGUCGGGCCCAGCCCUUUGCUCAGCAUGAUGUCCCUGUGCUGCUCGUCCGCUUCCCUUUGCUGAGACUUUAGCUUGGGGUUGUGAUAUGAGUCAUCUGGGCUAAGAUGUUCUCAGGAGCCAUAGUCUGCAUUGUGAUCAUCCCCAGGGUUGGAAGACGUUACGGUCUCCCCCGCCUCACCGUAUUGGACUUCCCCUUAUUCAAGAGCACGUCCGUCACCUUCCCUUUAGGCCGGGGGCCAGGGUGUUGGGUGUGUCUCUGGGCACGUUGGCAGUUUCCAGGUCCUGGCAGUCUGAGAACUUGAGUUGCAAGGUUUUGAUGGCCUCUGUUGACCCUUUCAGCACAUGGUCCCUCCAGUUGUGGUUGGUUUCUAAGCGUCUGUGUGUAAGAGUACCUCUCUCUAUAUGAAUGACCGGUGCUGGGUAAAGUAGCCAGGAGCUAGCCAUUGAAAUGUGGAGCUCCUUGAUAAGCUUUUGGGGCAGGCUGAGGCAUUUCCUCCCACUUGGAGUUCACAAAAACUAGGCUUGUAAAUAGUUUUUAUAUUUAUUUUGUGUUCUUUCUGCAGCUCAGUGUUCCGAGUGCCGGUGCGUGGCCGCAGAGGGCCAUUGCCUCGCAUUGGACUCAGCUCAAGGCAAGCACCAGGCCAGUGACCUGUGCUGGAGUGGGAUGAUUUUUUUUUAAUGAUGCAACAUUAAAAAGUCAAAGCAUUAAAUAUUUUUCUUCAUCUCGUCUUUUAAAGCUGGUCGUAGCUAGUCGGCAGGACCUGGCCGGCUGGGCUCUGGGCUCAGUAGGCCUUGGCACCAUAAGCAAUAAGAUUCUUAGUAAUAAGUUCAAGUCAGUAAAACUGAGUCUCCAGGGGCCGUGGAGGGGGUGGGGAAUCUUGCUGCAGAUUGGCUUGCCUUUGCAUGGGGACCUCAUAGCUUAGAAUCAUCAUUUAUGGUUCUGUGUGCACUGUCUCCUUAUGAGAGGGAAUCACGAACCUGAUGGCGGGGCUGGACCCGACACAGGCUGGGGGAGUCUGGGGAGGAAAGCUAGCAAUGGGCUUGUUUUCCAGUGGGCAUCUGACUGCAGAAAAGCCCCUGAUUAUUUUAGGAAUCCCCUAAAAUGGCCAGGACAGACCAAGCUACUUAUUAGCCUGUUGCAAUUUAGGACCUCUUAACUAACGUCCCCAUCUUGUGUCUGCUCUUCUGAUUGUGGAGAACGUAAUUCCACAGGCACAGAGGAGGUGACCUGCCCACCGGGUUCUUGUGUUGUGCUGAUGUUCUUAAGGCAUUUAGCCAGACUUCCUCUUGACCUGCCCAGGAUGGCUCCCAAAUGUCCCCUGGCUCUUUGCUAGUAGCUUUUGUUCUAGGGUUUUGUAUUUAUAAAUGUGUUUAGAAUUUUUUUCACUUUUUGUCCUUGAUGUACGUCUUGGUUCUAGCCCCCAGGCAGAGCAAACCUAGCCCCCAAGCUGUCUGCAGUGGCGCAUAGGAGUUAGGUUGGAUCGUCUCGUGCUUCUAUUCAUUUAACUUCUUCUGAUCUUUUAGACAGUGGAAUCUUAUGAAAGCUCCCAAACUUUUGUUUCCUGAGAUUGGUUUUCUUGGUCACAUAGGACUCUCCCCCGCGCCCCUCAAACUUCCUCCUUCGGGACAUUGUAGAAACCAGUAAUUUUCCCUUUUAAAGUGUUUGUCAACUUUGAAAUGGUAGUUCCUUUUUAAUAACAAAAAUGUUUUUCUGCAUCUACAUCUGCUACCCUUGUAGAACUUUGUAGUUUCCCCAUGACACUGAUAUGAGAAGCCCAGGACCAUACAAGUCCCCUGCCACUCCCUGUCUGGUACUGUAUGUAUGAGCCUAACCAAUGUGAACUUUAGAAAAGAGCUAUGAGAACUGCAGGCUGGUGACUGUCUAGGUUUGAGGAUCUGGCUUGGAUCUGCAUUUCCGUUCUGUUCUGGGUAUUAGGAAAUACUUCAGCAUGACUGGAGAAAAUGAAAUGUCUGCUGUGAAUUGCGGGUCGGAAGUGUUGAACAAGGUUUUCAUUUGCUAAUGUUUACAUACCUCACCUGAAGAACCUUGGAAAGUGUAUAUAACAAAAUAGAAUUAUAUUGAGUUGCUUUAAAACAAUACAUAGAGCUAUAAGAACUGGAGUGAUCUGAAUUGUGUCUCAAGUCUCUGAAUAGUGACAUUGUGAACUCUGUGUUCCUGUGUUUUAUUUCCUGUUCGACUCUGGGAGAAGUUGUGUUCUUGUUACUGGUUAAACUCCUUCAGGAUUCCCACCACCUUGUUUUCUUUUAUUCCUUAGACAUUGUUGAUAACGACCCAACGAGCUUUCUAAAGGUCCUUAUUUUAUUGCAGCUUAUUAAACUUCCCUUUGAUAUCGAA